This is a messenger RNA of Emys orbicularis (European pond turtle), 1104 nucleotides long. RefSeq names its product LIM and cysteine rich domains 1 (gene LMCD1). Lineage: Eukaryota; Metazoa; Chordata; Testudines; Emydidae. The record is from RefSeq and is a predicted model, not a curated record. The transcript is spliced from 6 exons. Gene Ontology annotation, molecular function: zinc ion binding; transcription corepressor activity. Bases 1 to 1104 code for a protein of 367 amino acids. Gene Ontology annotation, cellular component: nucleus.
AUGCUUGAGAAGCAAUACACAAUGGAAGAACUCGAGGUCAAGGGGUGUAUGUCUGUAAGCCAGCAGCAAUCCGGAAGAGGGGUGCCUUGUCUGCGAUGCAGAGGGAUGUGUACAGGCUUUGAGCCACAUUCUUGGAGGAAAAUAUGCAAGUCAUGCAAAUGUAGCCAGGAGGAUCACAGCUUGAGCUCUGACGCAGAAGAUGAUCGGAAAAUUGGCCGCUUGUUGUCUGACUCCAAGUAUUCUACGCUCACUGCCCGGGUGAAAGGUGGCGAUGGUGUUCGCAUCUACAAAAGGAACCGCAUGAUCAUCACUAAUCCUAUUGUGUCUCGGAAAGAUCCAACGUUUGACACUAUAACUUAUGAGUGGGCUCCACCAGGACUGACCCAGAAGCUGGCUAUACAGUACAUGGAACUGAUUCCAAAGGAUAUGCAACCAGUUGCCGGCACGGAAGGGGCAUCCUAUCGUCGUAGGCAGUUAAUGAGGCAGCUCCCCAUUUAUGACCAGGACUCUUCCCACUGCCAUGGCCUUGCUGAAAGUGAGAUAAAGCUUAUGGAAGAUUUUGUAAAGAAAUAUAAAAGUGAUGCUCUGGGAGUUGGUGAAGUUGCACUUCCUGGCCAAGGUGGCAGUGCCAAGGAGGAAGGGAAGCAGCAUGACAAAAAUGCAGCUGCAAGUAAACUGCCCAUUUCAACCAACGGAGCCCUGAGUGAUGCACCAACGGGAGUGGAGUAUUGCUGCGAGAACUGCAAACAGGUGGUGCCUACGGACUGCCCUGUGGUGUACGUGGAUAGAGCGGGCUACAAUCGUCAGUGGCACCCAGGCUGUUUUGUAUGCUACAAGUGUUCUGAACCUCUGGUUGACCUGAUCUACUUCUGGAAGAACGGUGCGGUUUGGUGUGGGCGCCAUUACUGUGAGAGUAUAAGGCCACGCUGUGCAGCUUGUGAUGAGAUAAUAUUCUCAGCGGAUUACCAGCAAGCUGAAGGGCUGACCUGGCACAAGAAACACUUUACCUGCCUGGUGUGUGAGACCCUGCUGACUGGCAAAUCCUUCAGCCUGGAUAAAGCCAAGCUUCUAUGUACAACUUGCAGUAAAACCAAACAUCCGUAA